Molecule: messenger RNA, 1665 nt
Organism: Chaetomium fimeti
Lineage: Eukaryota; Fungi; Ascomycota; Sordariomycetes; Sordariales; Chaetomiaceae
Product: major facilitator superfamily domain-containing protein
Exons: 5
Coding region: 1-1665 (554 amino acids)
Source: RefSeq, a predicted model, not a curated record
AUGGGACACUUUUCCAAUCUGGCGGCAAGUCUGCAGACUUUCACGCCGCAGGAGCGCCGCAACAUCGCCAUAUACAUUGCGGGGAUUAUGGUGUACAAGUUUGGCCUUGAAGCCUUCAACGGGUCCAUCAUCGCCCUCGCCAGCAACAGAUACGACUAUGAAGCCAUCCACAACGGGACACCUAGCCGGACCUUCGAGCGGGUCGGCCUCCUUACCGGCCUCAACCAGGCCUUCCAAUGCAUUGGGUCAAUCCUUAUCGGGCCACUGGUCAAAAGAUACCCCACCAAGAAUGUACUCUCAUGUGCCAUUCUUAUUUUCGGCCUCUGUUCGGCUCUCUUGCUCAUCAUCGAUGCGGCCACUGGCGGCACCUUCAUGCCGGCGGCUUACCGCACCAACCACCCCGACCAUGAGUGGCCCUACUACGGAACAUACAAUACCGACGUCAUGAUCCCGGUAUACUCCGUGUGCGGCAUCGUGUAUGGCAUGGUCGAGCUCAUCCGAAGAGUCAUCCCGCGCGAUAUCGUUGGGGGGAAUAUUCAGAAGCUCAAGAAGAUGGAUUCCCUUGUCCACAUCUUUUACGAAAUCUCGGGCACUGCCGGCGCCUUCACGACCGGUCUGGCCAUCAUCCCCCAGCUCGGCAACAACAUGGCCUUUAUUAUCACCCCGAUCUGCUUUACCAUUAGCGCCAUCGCCUGGUUCUUCAUCAGCGAGCUCAACUUCCGUCGCGCGAAACCAACGGUCCUACGUGCUCACGAGAAACCAUCGUAUUGGAAAGCGGCCUUUAGCGGCCUCUACCUCUUCGGCGAAUCAAUACUACUAGGCGCCAAAAUCCUCCUAACGUCCCGUAAGUUUAUUUGGCUGGUACCGGGCUACUCGGUCGCUCUCUACGCCCACCGGUACAUCGAGAACGGCAUCGCACCGCAAGUGGCGCGCCGGUACCUCGGAAACUCGGCCUGGGCACAAAUCAUGGUGGGCGGUUCCAAUUUGGGCGAACUCUUUGGUGCUUUCUCGGUGCUGCUGUUUACCGACGCCGUCCAGACGCCCAUGCCUUGGCUGCGGUUGGAUGCUAUAAUGCUGCUGAUCGUUUGGUACAUCCCUUUCUGGUAUCCGCCCGCAGACCAGGUCGGGCAGGCAUGGAUCGUCGCCGCCACGUUCGCCCCGAUCUCGUACGGCUGGGCGUCGGGUGACAUCUCGCUCGCCGCUUACAUCCAGGCUUCAUUAUCGCGCCUCGAGUCGCAGAACAAGAACGUCUCGGCCCUCGGCGCCGUCAUGGCCUUCCUCUACUCCUUCUACAUCGUCACCUACGCCGUCGCGGGCACGCUGCUGGGCCGCUACCUCGACGGCGUCUACAACAGGUCGGGCGGCAUGGAGGGCGGCGGCGUCCACAGCGGGCUGGUGUUUACCGCGGGCGUCCAGAUGUCGGUCAUCUCGCUGCUCGUCUUCGCAGCCACCUUCGUACCCAAGGGGGCCUUCGCCUUUAACCCCAAAAUGAUCUCGGAGGACCCCCUCGAUGACGACCACAUCGAGAUCGAGGAACAACGGCCCGGAGCCGAAUCCCAAGAGGGGCAUCGCCUGGAGAGCGGGUUCAAGAAGCACAGGAGUUAUUGCAGCAGCGAGGAUGGAUCGGAACCCAAAGUGGAAAAGAAGAUCAGCGAAAUAUUGUAG